Cutaneotrichosporon cavernicola is the source of this 1422-nucleotide messenger RNA. RefSeq lists its product as uncharacterized. The record is from RefSeq and is a predicted model, not a curated record. Gene Ontology annotation, biological process: transmembrane transport. NCBI's taxonomy places the organism in Eukaryota, Fungi, Basidiomycota, Tremellomycetes, Trichosporonales, Trichosporonaceae. The transcript has 5 exons. Gene Ontology annotation, cellular component: membrane. Gene Ontology annotation, molecular function: transmembrane transporter activity. The coding region runs from base 1 to 1422 and encodes 473 amino acids.
AUGGGCAUGUUUAGCAAGUCUAGCAGCGACGACGUCGCACACGAGAUGAAGGGUGACGCGAACCCACCAACGCUCGACCCGCAGGAAGCACGUAUAGUGGAAAAGUCGCGCGAAGAGAAACGCUUCCUCCUCAAACUCGACAUCUUCCUGCUCACCUACGGCUGUUUCUCACAGGUGAUCAAGUACCUGGACCAAACGAACAUCACGACCGCCUACGUCUCAGGCAUGAGCGAGGAUCUGGGCUUUGUGGGCAAUGAACUCAACCUCUUCACGACCUACUUCAACGUCGGCUACUGUAUCUUCCUCAUUCCCUCGCAGGUGUUCAUCACGUACUUCCGGCCCUCGUGGUGGUUGCCAGGCCUUGAGUUCAUCUGGGGUGUCUUCACGGGCUGUAUUGCCGCGUGUAAGACUGCGGAGCCGAUCUAUGCAUUGCGCGCGCUGAUAGGGCUCGCCGAGUCAUCAGCGUACCCCGGCACCGUCACCAUGCUCAUGGCGUGGUACACUCCUCUUGAGAUGGCCAAGCGCAUCGGCUUCUACCACUCAUGUCAGGCAGUUGGAGGGAUGCUCUCGGGCGCUCUCCAGACGGCUAUACAGGAGACCAUGGCCGACGCGCAUGGCAUCCGAGGCUGGCAGUGGACGUUCAUCAUCAACUGCAUCAUGACCAUCGGGAUGGCGCUCAUCGGGCCCUUCUUGAUCCCCGACUUCCCUGACAAGCCGAACCCCCGAGCGUUCUGGUUGACGAAGCGCGACUACGAAAUUGCGCGGAUGCGCCUUGACCGUUUCCGCCGCGUCGACGUCAAGCCCAUCAAACCCGCGACCUUUAAGCGCACCUUUUCUUCACCACAACUUUAUCUGGCCAUGUAUUUAUACGUGGGCAUGCUUAUCGCGGUCAGCGGCAUCGACUACUUCCAGCUGUGGCUCAAGAGCCUCGUAAACCCCGACGGGAGCAAGGUAUGGGGCAUCACGCAACUCAACGCCAUCCCAAUGGGUGGGCGGGCCAUGCAAAUUGUCGGCGUCUGGAUCGCAGCCUACUGCUCCGACGUGUUCCGGACCCGUUGGGCCGUCCUCCUCGCCAUCUGUGUCGUCGGGAUUCCGAGCUGCAUCAUCAUGACGGUAUGGAAUGUGCCCAAUUCGGCAAAGUACUACGCCUACUUUAUCCUGUACAUGCUCCAGUCACAUGGCCCGCCACUCUGGGCCUGGCUCUCGGAUAUGUUGCCCACCCACGCUGAGCAGCGCGCCCUCACGCUUGGCGUGUGCAUCACAGCUUACUACGCGAUCAACGCUUGGUCCAACAUCCUCAUUUUCCCGACCAAGCAGGCGCCGCAUUACAGGUAUGGCUGGCCCGUGUGCCUCGCCCUGUAUAUCACUAGUGGGCUCGUGAUUGUCGCGCUUCACAUCUACGAUAUCAAGGUUAUCAGGUGA